This is a messenger RNA of Diachasmimorpha longicaudata, 1916 nucleotides long. Its product is annotated as spliceosome-associated protein CWC27 homolog. The record is from RefSeq and is a predicted model, not a curated record. Gene Ontology annotation, biological process: protein folding; protein peptidyl-prolyl isomerization. Gene Ontology annotation, cellular component: catalytic step 2 spliceosome. Gene Ontology annotation, molecular function: peptidyl-prolyl cis-trans isomerase activity. The coding region runs from base 112 to 1611 and encodes 499 amino acids. The transcript is spliced from 5 exons. Lineage: Eukaryota; Metazoa; Arthropoda; Insecta; Hymenoptera; Braconidae.
ACUCGUCAGUGUAGAUAAACAAGAGCAUCGACACGGACGUGUUUCGUGUGCGGAAUUUUUAAACGGAUUUUAAUAGUUGUUAUUAGUCUUUUUAAACAUUGAAGAGGAAAAAUGAGUAAUAUAUACAUUCAGGAGCCUCCAACCACCGGAAAGGUGAUGAUGAAAACAUCGGUGGGCGACCUGGACCUGGAGCUGUGGACGAAGGAAGCUCCCAAAGCAUGUAGAAACUUCAUCCAGUUGUGUAUGGAGGGAUACUACAACGACACGAUAUUCCACAGACUCGUCAAGGGGUUUAUAGUCCAGGGAGGGGAUCCUACUGGCACUGGAGAAGGUGGAGAGAGCAUCUAUGGACAGCCCUUCAAGGAUGAGUUCCAUACAAGACUUCGUUUCUGUCGGCGGGGUCUCCUGGCCAUGGCGAACGCGGGGAAAGACGAUAACGGUUCCCAAUUUUUCUUUACAUUCUCAGCGACUCCAGAAUUGCAAAAUAAACACACGAUUUUUGGUAAAGUCGCUGGCGAUACAAUUUACAACAUGUUGAAGCUGGAGGAUGCCCUCGUGGACAGCAAUGAGAGGCCCCAGUACCCCCAGAAGGUGAUCAGAACGGAGGUCCUGAUUAAUCCCUUCAACGACAUCGUCCCGAGACACAUCACCACCGAUAAGGAGUCAAAGGAGACCAAAAAAGCGAAGAAAUCUGGUGUUAAGAAUUUUAAACUGCUGUCCUUCGGGACCGAGGCUGAGGAGGACGAGGAGGAGUCUGACGUCCUCAGUAAGAAGUUAAAAGGCCGGGGAAAAUCGGCGCAUGAUAACCCAGGUGACUCCAGUCUGAGUAGUGCUCCAGCUGUUGAGCCCUCUGGACCUCCAAGCAAAAAGAAAAAGGUGGAUAGGAGCAGUGAUUGGGAGAGCGAUGGGGAGGCCCAGGAUGAGGAGGAAAUCGAAAGGAGGAGGAAGGAGACUGCGGAGAUGAAACAGCGAAUUUUCGACAAAUUGAAAGAUAAAAAUUCAUCGCAAAAGAAAAAAGCGGAGCCAACGUACGCAGAUGCUUCUGACCACUCGGAUGACGAGUAUUACUUGGGGAAAGACCGUCAUGACGAGCGAAAGAAGAAAGCGGAAGAGAUUCGAAAGGAAAUCAAACAAUUUAAACGAGAAGUUCACAGUGAAAAAAAGGCGAAAGAGGAGGACGAUCGAAAGCAGAAGGAACAGUCACUCAAGAAGAUCGAGAGGAAGAAGAUCUUAAACGACUACAUCCCUGAUCAACAGAAGUACGAAGAGGCUAGAGCCAAAAUGCCAAAGAAAGAAAAAGAUCGCGAUAAAUUCGCUUUGGAGCUCCUCAACCGAUUCAAGACGAAGCUUAAUUCGAAAAAAAUGGAGUCACAGCCCACGGAAGGUUCUCCCUAUGACACACCAGAUGAUGGCGAUGAAACAGACGACUCCUGGAUGAUGCACAGACUCCAGUGCGAGGAGAAAAACCCAGUAUUAGCCAAGGACGCGAGUACAAAAGCAGAUGACUGGUUCGAGAUUUACGAUCCCAGAAAUCCCCUGAACAAGCGCCGACGGGGUGAAUCAUCAUCCGCGAGGGAUAACAACAGAAGGGAUAAGUUAAGUAAGAGAUAAGUUCAGUUAAGUUUAUUCGUUAAGUUAAUCUACAAAUUAACAAGUGAAAGGUGAUAAGUUGACUUCAUUAAUUAAAUGAAUAAUUAUUGAGUGAAUGAAAGACCAGCGAUUUUGUUGGAAAAAUGUAAAUAAAAAUGUUUAUAAUGAAAUAUAAUUUUUUGUAAAAAAAAAAUUAAUUAGGAAUUAUUGUUCUUAAGUCACUUAGAAAAUUCCAAAUGUGUACCAUGAAGUAAAAUAAUUUUGUAACAUGUUUUUCUUUACCGAUUAAAUUUCCGUAUUAAAAAUAUAUUUUGAUAUUCAAACCA